Molecule: messenger RNA, 3769 nt
Organism: Melospiza melodia melodia
Lineage: Eukaryota; Metazoa; Chordata; Aves; Passeriformes; Passerellidae
Product: heme-binding protein 2-like
Exons: 5
Coding region: 1-819 (272 amino acids)
Molecular function (GO): heme binding
Source: RefSeq, a predicted model, not a curated record
AUGGAGACGGGCGGGUGCCGCAUGGGCGGUGCGGGGCCCGGCGGCCCCGGCGCGAUCACGCUGGAGGAGCUGGACGGGCUGGCCGAGGAGAGCCCCGACUCGGCGUACCACAGCCACGGCAGCAGCCUGGAGGAGGAGGCGGCCGAGCGCAUGGACGACGAGGAGCAGGAGCGGCUGCUGAGCUACUGGCAGAGCGUGGGCCGGGGGCACCAGGUGGACGUGCCCCGAGACAUGGCAGAGCCCAUCCAGCAGCUGACCAGGAAUAACAACCCCCAGGAGAGGCAGAGCAUCCCCUUCACCCUGAUCCAGCGCAAGGAGAAGCUGGGAGACCUGCUCUAUGAGAAAAGGCAGUAUGGGAAAGCCAAGUGGGCUUGUAUCAAGAUGAAAGAGAAGCAGUAUGAGCAGAGCAUCUGCCUCGGGUUCAUGAAGCUCAUGAGGUACAUCUGUGAGCAGAACUCCUCAGGGCUGUACCUGGGCAUCACCGUGCCCAUCGUGACCAUCGUGCACACCAACGAGGCGCAGUCGGCGAUGACACAGGCCGUGACAGUGGCCUACUACCUGCCCGAGGUGCUGCAGGACGAGCCCCCACACCCCUUCGACUCUGACAUCAUCAUCGAGGAGUGGCCUGCCACCAUCGUCUACAGCAGGAGCUUCCGAGGGAUCACCAACGAGGACUCCAUCAUGAGGGAGAUCAACCUGCUGGCAGCCAUCCUGGAGAGCCCCGAGCUGUGCCUGCGGGACACGUUCAUCAUCGCCGGCUACACCAACCCCGCGGCCGCCAACCGCCACAACGAGAUCUGGUUCCUGCAGCGGCCCUGAGCUCCUGCUGCUGCUGCUGCUGCUGCCCUCGGAGCCUCCUGCUGCUGCUGCUGCUGCCCCCAGAGCCUCCUCCCCUCACAGGUGACCCCAGCUGUCCCCUGUCACAGGUCAGCACUGGGCAUCUCAGCUGGGUUCGGGGCAGCCAGCCCAGCUCAGCUCCCCAGGCACAGACGCCUAUGGUAACUCUCACUAAUUUCAUGGAGGGUUUUAGCACUUUAAAGUUAGUUCACCUUUUCUAUCUUAUUGACCAGGUAAGGGAGGCAGAAACCUCUUCCCUUCCACAUCCCCAGCCUGCCUGUGGCUCGGGAUGGUCCCUGGGGACAUCCUGGAGCCCUGGUCUGCUCCAGUGCUGCACAAAGACCCCGCUGGGGCUCUCAGUGUGACACACCAAACCCACCUCACACAGGCACAGCAAGAAUGUCCAGGUCUCAGUUCCUGAGGAGAACUACCAGGUUUAGCCCACUGGGAUAGAGCAUGGAGUAGGAACAGGCCAAUGCCAACAGCUGUGGCACAGAGAUCCCCAAAGCUUACCUCAGAAAGCUCCCAACCAAAGCACCCGGGUCUGCAGAGAGACCAAAACUCCUAUUGCUCACUCAAGUGUUGACAGCAAAAUUACAGGUUAUCCUCAUCAAAAUUACAGGUUAUCCUCAUCAAAAUUACAGGUUAUCCUCAUCACAGCCCCCAGGAACCCCAUGGCUGGCUCUGGCACUUCUAAGGAGACACUGGUGAUUUGGAACUGCAGUUUUCUGAGCAGUUUGUCCUCACAGCUUUGCUGGGUGCUAAAGCACUGCAGCUGGAGUAAACUGUUCAGCACUUCUGGCUGUUAAUGGCAUAAAUGACACAAAUAACCACAGAGAACAUCUCAGAUGGGAGUGACCUGGGGCAGACAGCUCUGCUGAGAGCAGGGCUGCAGCUCCAGGCAGCACAGCUGGGUUUGAGCAUCCCAGGGACAGGGAGCCCCCAGCCCCUCUGGGCCCUGUCCCAGUGUCUGACCACCCUCACUGUGAGAGAUUUUUCUCCCUAAUAUCAAUUUGUUGUUUGUUUUGCCCUCACCCCUGUGCUAAGCCCUCAGCUGGCAGCCUGGCUCUCUGCAGAGGCUGAGCUCCCACACUGCAGAGCCCCCAGAAGGUCUGGGAGCAGCAUUGCCACUGUUCCCCACAGCCCAGGAGCACCCACUGCACUUUAGAGUCAGGGUGGCAAACAAUCCUGCUCUCCAAAAUCCCUCCUAAUGUCUCCCCUUACUGAUGUGAUGGUAGAGUUUAUUCUUAUAGAAGUAAAUAAUUUUAUAUAAAAUUCACUGAGUACAUCACCAGCAUUAUUCAUUGGUCACAGGAUUUAGGGUUCCAACAGAGCCUCUGUGCUCUUUAAUUCCAACACACAGAGCAGCAACCAGAGCCAGGGGCUGCUAACUCACAGCAGGGUGGGAAAACACCCCCAAACAUGGAUUUGUGGAGGACUUCUGAAAGAGCCCAAAGGCUCCUGGUCCCACAGGGAGGGAGGGCUCUGUGCUCAGCCCAAAACCUCCUCCUGAGCAGCAGGAUCAGAGUGGCCUUGGUUUAAGCAGGACCACGGUGCCCUCUGGUGCCUGCUGGGCACAGAGAUUCCCUGGGAAGCAGCAAGGAGAGGGGGAAAAGGAAACAGAAAAUGAAGAGACACAAAAGUCUUAGUUUUAGCACAAAAAUACCCAAGAGUUUUUAUGGAGAGGGGAGAAAAAGACCAAACAAACUAAAAUGCAAUACAGUGUCCCAGCCUGAGAGAAGGAAAAUUAAAAAUGCCAGCCAGUAUUAAACUAGAGGCUCUUAAUUAAAGAGAAACAGAGAAAGUAUUUUUAAAAUUGAGUUGACUAGAGGGCCGAGGGAGGCAUUAAAUAAAAGGUUUUGUUCUCAUAUCCUCCCCCAGAUUUUUGUAAGAGCACAUAGAAGUAAUUUUCACCUCUGACAAGAUUUUAUGGCAAAUUAAAGAAAUUUCUGCCAUCUGAAUUCUUUUGCCAGUGAGGGAAAUUCUCCUUAUGCUUUGGCACAACAGAUGUUGGAUAGCUCCUGGAAGCAGUGAAAUCCUCUCUCUCACCACAGAGCACCAGUUUGUACAUAAUUCACAUUUUAAGCCUCUCCUGCAAAAGCCUCUGUUGUGUCUGAUGUCCCUGCCAACCCCUCCUGUGGCUCAGUUCACCGUGGGUGAUGUUCUAGAAACAUCCUGGAGCACGAGCAGAUCUGUCUGAGUGUGCUGACAUCCCACCUGCAGCCCAGCUCUCCCUGCUCUUUAUGGCAAACUGUGAAUCCCCAGGUAGUAUUUAUUUAUUUUCACUUCUGUUAGAUGGCUUCUGCUGCUGAGAAAAAACAAAAACCCAAAAAAAAGCAAACAAAACACCUACUUCAGCUCCAGUUUGGAGAUACACUUUAUGGCUUGGUACCAACAGCUGCCACUGGCCCUUGGGAGCACAGGGACCAACAGCUCCAGUGUUUAGCUGACACAGAACCCAGUUUAUUCAGUUGUUACACCUCUGAAUGCCAAGCAAACAUGACUGCUACUCAGAUCUGACACACCAUGUCAGGCAUGACUGCCUAGAACAGGUAUUUUGUUAUCCACCCGUGGCUCUGCUUUGGAGCCACUUGUGGAUUUUCAGUUUUAAUGUGCAGUUAUUAGCUUUCCACUCAUGAAAGGAGAUAAUACAUCAGCAUUCACCCCUAUUUUUGGAAGAUUAAAAUAUGUAGCCUUAACAGAUAAGUGUUGUCCUGCAUACUGUGUAUUUUCCAAACCAGAGUUAGUGCCUAAAAAGUUGAUUCCAGCUAUUGUGAUACUCAGGGCCUUGCUUAUUGUACGUAAAGACAUCUCCACAGAGUUGCUCUGGCAUUGUUGUGCUGUGCUGUCUGACACUGUCCUUUGCUCACACUGAAAUGUUGUCUUGUUUACUGUUUGGCACAAUUAAAGAAUGGUUUUACUGUGCACAGGA